This is a messenger RNA of Cantharellus anzutake, 412 nucleotides long. RefSeq lists its product as uncharacterized. The record is from RefSeq and is a predicted model, not a curated record. The transcript has a single exon. The coding region runs from base 158 to 337 and encodes 59 amino acids. NCBI's taxonomy places the organism in Eukaryota, Fungi, Basidiomycota, Agaricomycetes, Cantharellales, Hydnaceae.
CUGGAACUCGAACGGUCACGGGCCACUGGACUUGAGCGCGAAAAAAAAAGAAAGAAAGGAAAACACGAAAACGAAAACAAACCAACAGCACGUGCGAUUCCCAUGCUGGGCUUUGACAGCCAACAGCAAGUGGACACCCCGUUCGUGCCUCGGUCGGAUGUCGUGCUCGACGGUGCUGGUGCAUCGACUUCAGGUGUGGCUCGUCGGUUCAGGCCUCAACAUCGAUGGAGGUGGUUGCAGUUUGGCAGUUUUUGCGAGUGGUCCAACGCACCAUGCUCGACACCCACAGGCCAGCGUCACACGUCUCAGCGAGCUGCCUUGUGUCCUGCCAGCAUAGACAUGGAUUUCGACCGUACUUCAGGCCAAGACAAAAGCCGUCCCCAUUGCGGGCAAGUGCUUCACCCCCCCCCCC